CGGCGCGCCAGAGCACAGUACCGGCCGGGGCUGGGGCGCAUGGCGGGCAGGCGAGCAGCGGUGCGCGCUGGCGCGGCGGCGGCGGCAGCUCAACUAGCGGAGGAUCGCGGGCGGGCCGGUGCGAUGCGGUGAAGCGGGCAGGCAUGGCGGCGCCCCCGGGUGUGGUGCGGGCGGCGGCGGCGCUGCUGUGCCAGCUGGUGGUGGCCGGCUCCACGCUGGAGAUGCUGGGCGGCGCCGGGUACGAGGCGGAGCGCGGCCGGGGCGGCGGGCGCUGCCAGCCCAUCACCAUCCCCAUGUGCCAGGGCAUCGGCUACAACCUGACCCGCAUGCCCAACCUGCUGGGCCACGAGGACCAGGCCGAGGCGGCGCUCAAGCUGCAGGAGUUCGCCCCGCUGGUGGCCUACGGCUGCCACGGCCACCUGCGCUUCUUCCUGUGCUCGCUCUACGCGCCCAUGUGCACCGACCAGGUGUCCAGCAGCAUCCCCGCCUGCCGGCCCAUGUGCGAGCAGGCCCGGCAGCGCUGCGCCCCCAUCAUGGAGCACUUCCACUUUGGCUGGCCGGACUCCCUCGACUGCUCCCGCUUGCCCACCAAAAACGACCCCCACGCCCUGUGCAUGGAGGCGCCUGAGAACGCCACCACCGCCGAGCCGCACCGGGGCCAGGGCAUGCUGCCCGUGGCGCCCAGGGCCCGGCCCGCGGCUGGCGAAGGCCGCCCUGGCCCUGGCGCCGUGGGUGCUUGCAGCAAUGCCGACAAGUUCCAGUAUGUGGAGAAGAGCCUCUCGUGCGCGCCCCGGUGCUCCCCCGGCGUGGACGUGUACUGGUCACGGGAGGACAAGGACUUUGCUUUCAUCUGGAUGGCCGUCUGGGCCACGCUGUGCUUCUUCUCCACCGCCUUCACCGUCCUCACCUUCCUGCUGGACCCGCACCGCUUCCAGUAUCCCGAGCGGCCCAUCAUCUUCCUCUCCAUGUGCUACAACGUGUACUCGGUGGCCUUCAUCAUCCGCUCGGUGGCCGGGGCGGAGAACAUCGCUUGCGACCGGGAGAACGGCCAACUGUACAUCAUCCAGGAAGGGCUUGAAAGCACCGGCUGCACCAUCGUCUUCCUCAUCCUCUACUACUUCGGCAUGGCCAGCUCCCUUUGGUGGGUCAUCUUGACCUUGACGUGGUUCUUGGCUGCCGGCAAGAAAUGGGGCCACGAAGCCAUCGAAGCCCACAGCAGUUACUUCCACAUGGCCGCUUGGGGCAUCCCGGCCAUGAAGACCAUCGUCAUCCUCACCAUGAGGAAGGUGGCGGGCGACGAGCUCACGGGGCUGUGCUACGUGGGGAGCAUGGACGUCAACGCCCUGACGGGCUUCGUCCUCAUCCCGCUCUCUUGCUACCUGGUGAUCGGCACGUCCUUCAUCCUGACGGGCUUCGUCGCCCUCUUCCACAUCCGCAAGAUCAUGAAGACCGGCGGCACCAACACGGAGAAACUGGAGAAGCUCAUGGUCAAGAUCGGGGUCUUCUCCAUCCUGUACACUGUGCCAGCCACCUGCGUCAUCGUCUGCUACUUCUACGAGCGGCUGAACAUGGAUUAUUGGAACCUUCGGGCCUUGGAGCACGGAUGCUUAACCGACCGGCGCGGCGUGGACUGUUCCUUGGGCUCUUCGGUGCCCACGGUGGCCAUCUUCAUGCUCAAGAUCUUCAUGUCUUUGGUGGUGGGCAUCACCAGCGGGGUCUGGGUGUGGAGUUCCAAGACUCUUCAGACGUGGCAGAGCUUGUGCAAUAGGAAACUGGGGGUGAGGACUAGGGGAAAGCCCUGCAGCGGGGUGACCUGCCCCGGAGCCCACUGCCACUACAAAGCUCCGACGGUCAUGCUGCACAUGACCAAAACAGACCCUUACCUGGACAACCCGACGCAUGUCUGAAAGCAGGACAAACCCUACAGGGUCAUCUCUGAGGCGCAAGGGAAGAUCUUGAUUUCCCAGGAUCUGCUUCUUGGAGCAGGUGUGAACAGACGCAAACAAGGCAAUAACGGGAACAGAGAGUGGGAGGUGAUGGGAAAGUGGUAGUGGUUGCUGCAUGCAGGCGCCUGGGUCGGGGGACUCCUCUGUGACGACUUUGUCGAGGGGACCCCAAAGAUGACACUUAGCCAAGAGACUGAACCCUCCUGCGCUGUCCUGCCCCCCUCCUGUCGCUGUCUUUCCUAACAACGUCAUUUCGGGUGUCUCGGCUGCCAAAAUCCCGUAACUUUCCUCAUGUUUUAUUAUGGAGGUGGGAGAGGAUUUGUCCAAGUUUAUUUAAUUCUGUAAUUUAUUUUAGAUUUUUUUUAAAAAAAAAUGAAAAAUCAUUAGCUGGAAGAAAUGGGAAAAAAACACAAAAAUAUUCCAAUAAACCCUGCCUGUGUUAUUUCAA
Messenger RNA from Sphaerodactylus townsendi, 2394 nucleotides. RefSeq names its product frizzled class receptor 9 (gene FZD9). The transcript has a single exon. Lineage: Eukaryota; Metazoa; Chordata; Lepidosauria; Squamata; Sphaerodactylidae. The coding region runs from base 144 to 1907 and encodes 587 amino acids. The record is from RefSeq and is a predicted model, not a curated record. Gene Ontology annotation, cellular component: plasma membrane. Gene Ontology annotation, biological process: canonical Wnt signaling pathway; non-canonical Wnt signaling pathway. Gene Ontology annotation, molecular function: Wnt receptor activity; Wnt-protein binding.